CCAAGACGAGGAGACAGAGAAGACAAAGAGGGUCGAGAAGGAAAAGGGCAAUGCAAGAAGAAGCUUAAAAAAAUCUAUCUUCUUUUCGCCGAAGUCUGUUCAUGGCGAUGUCGGGAACUUUCCAUUUGAAUUGUGAUUACGUCCCUGGUUGUACACUUUCAGACAGCCGUUGCUUCUUCUCUAACUCUCCUGUUUCAAGAAGAACGCUUGCUAUACUACCUUGGUCUUCCUCUCUCGAUCACAAGAAUGGACGUCUGAAAUCUAUCCGUAAUACUACUUCUUUUGUUUGCCGAGCUAGUUCUGGCGGCUAUAGGAGAAAUCCUGAUUUCUCAAGACUUAAUAAGCAUGGUUCCCGUGGAGGCAACAGGCAAAACGAAGGGAGAGACGAUUUUGAUAUCGAAAGCUCUGACAUGUUGUCUUCAAGAAAUGGACCUUUACUGUCUCUGUCUAACUCCCCCAAAUUCCAAGCUACCUCAUCCCCUGGACCAAGAGAGAAAGAGAUUGUUGAGCUUUUCAGAAAAGUUCAAGCUCAGCUUCGAGCUCGUGCUGCGGCAAAGAAAGAAGAAAAAAAGAUUGAAGAAUCUUCUAAAGGGCAGGGAAAAGAAAGUGAAACUGUUGACUCCCUUCUUAAGCUGCUAAGGAAGCACUCGGGAGAGCAGAGCAAGAAGCAAGUUAGCAAAUUUAGCAACCAGGGAGAUGUACAUGGAGAUACUGUCGACAAACAAGAUCGCAAUGGAAACCUUGCCAAUUCAGCGAACAAGGAUUAUAACUCAUCAUCCUUUUCCAGACCAACAUCAAGCUUCAGAAGAAAGUCGCCAGUACCAAGAUCUAAAUCACCGCCAGCUUACUCUAGCGAGGCAAGUUUUGAUCAGGAAUCAAGUUACAGCGUAACUUGGACCCAGAAGAAGGAUAUAGUGGAGUCGCGUAAUGAGCUUGAGAAUGAGCCUGUGGAUGAGCAUGAGAAGGAGCCUGAGUAUGAGCAUGAACCUGAAAAUGAGUUAGAACCUGAACCUGUGACAACUAUGCUUGCAUCAGAGUCAGAGCAGAAGCCAGAGUCAUCAUCAUUUUUUCAAGAGGAGGAGGAAGAUGAUGAUGAUGUUACUCUAGAGGUGUUAUCAGAUGAUGAUGAUGUUAUUUUAGAUGUGUUAUCAGAUGAUGAAGAGUCUCUCGAUGAUGCUGACGAAGAUAGUGAUGAAGCUGAGGAAGAAGCUGAGGAAGAAGCCGAGGAAGAAGCCGUGGAAGACUUGAGUAAACUGAAGCUGAUGGAACUGAGAGGCAUAGCAAAGUCACGGGGACUAAAAGGGGUUUCAAAGAUGAAGAAAGCCGACCUGGUGGAGUUGCUUGGUAGUAAUUCCAGCUGAUUUGACAGUGAAAGAGACUCAAAUACAGAUGAACCCUUGCUCUAGCAUGCACCACUUGAAAUGAGUUAUUUUCUCUGUUUUUGGUUUGUUUGAAAUUAGUACUGGCGGUGAUGUUCUUGGUUUACUAGGAUAUAAUCUUUUGUCAACUCAGUUUUAACGAGGCAUUAUUUGGUGUUCAAUCAUGGAUUUUCAAAAAUCUAUUACAAACAGGUUGAUAUUUGUUGUU
This is a messenger RNA of Camelina sativa (false flax), 1587 nucleotides long. Its product is annotated as rho-N domain-containing protein 1, chloroplastic. The record is from RefSeq and is a predicted model, not a curated record. Gene Ontology annotation, biological process: DNA-templated transcription termination. Lineage: Eukaryota; Viridiplantae; Streptophyta; Magnoliopsida; Brassicales; Brassicaceae.